ACAUUCGAAGAAAGGGAGGAAAAUUGGGAGGGGGAAUUGAAAAGUGAAUGAACCCUGGAGAGUCUUUUUCUUCAUAGGCGCAGGGGAUUUGGGAGUCGAUGGCUUGAUGCUUCCUCUUCCUCCUCGCGGUGGUGCUACUGCCUCUCUAAUUCGUCGCUCCUAAAAGAAUCCCGGAUUUUUUUUUUUAAUCUGUAGCAGAGUUCGCCGGAAUCUGAGGCGUUAACAAUUGAAAGGGCGGAAGAGACGGAGGCGAUUGUGGCGGUGUAGGUGGCGGUCCGAUGAGAGAUCGAAAAGCGAGAGCCGUUGAUGGGACUGGAAUUGCAGAUGACGUGGCAGCCGAGUCUACUGAGUGAGAAGCGGAAGAAGGGGCCUCCGAUAGGGUUGAGAAACCUCGGCAACUCCUGCUACCUUAACAGCGUUCUUCAGUGCCUUACUUACACACCUCCUCUUGCCAAUUUCUGCCUUCGGUAUCUACACUCUUCUUCUUGUGAUUCGGCUUCCGAGGCUGAUAGGAAGCGCGACUGUCCAUUUUGUAUACUCGAGAAACGGAUAGCGCGCUCCCUUAGCGUUGAUCUCAUCCAAGACGCGCCUGCUAAGAUCCAGAGUUGUCUCAGGAUAUUCGCCGAGCACUUCCGGUGCGGUCACCAGGAGGACGCCCAUGAGUUCUUGAGGUAUGUCAUUGAUGCGUGUCACAACACCUGCUUGCGUCUCAAGAAGUUGCGGCGCAAAGGCAGUGAGCCUUUCAAUGGCAACACCGUUGUUAAGGAUAUCUUUGGAGGUGCUUUGCAGAGCCAAAUUAAAUGCUUGUCUUGUGGUCAUGAGUCUAAUAAGGUUGAUGAGAUUAUGGAUAUCAGUCUUGAUAUUGUGCACAGUAGUUCGCUUAAGGAUGCUAUGCAGAAGUUUUUCCAGCCUGAGGUUUUAGACGGAAACAACAAGUACAAAUGCGAGAAUUGUAAGAAAUUGGUGGCAGCUAGGAAGCAAAUGUCCAUUCAUCAAGCUCCUAAUAUCCUUGUAAUCCAACUUAAGAGAUUCGAGGGUAUAUACGGUGGGAAGAUUGAUAAGGAUGUUGCAUUUGAAGACGUUAUGGUACUUUCAAGCUUCAUGUCCAACGCAAGUCAGGAUCCACGACCAGAGUAUAACCUUUUUGGUACUAUUGUGCAUUCAGGAUAUUCGCCAGAAUCUGGACAUUAUUAUGCAAAUAUCAAGGAUGCAAUGGGCAGGUGGUAUCGCUGUAAUGAUUCAUAUGUCUCAGUUUCAACUCUGCAGGAGGUCUUGUCAGAGAAAGUUUACAUUCUUUUCUUCUCUCGUUCAAACCAAAGGCCAAGGUCUGCCUAUACCACGUUUACUUCUAAUGGAGUAAAAACUCAUGAUUCUAAUGGAAGUGAGGCACCAAAAUCCUUGAAGGCUGCUGUUCAGUCAAAAUCAGGAAAUAUAAGACCUACGGUUGAGUUCUUGUCUCGAAAGGAGAUGUUAACCAAAUCAAAUUUUGGAAAAAUGUCGUCAAGUCCAGGGGUGAAGUUUAACAUUUCUGAAAAAUCAGGUCCCGAAAGAGUUUCUCCUGUUAAUGGAAAAGUUGAUUUAUGUAAGACUCAGAAUGCUGUUACUAAUGGUGGUUUUAAGGACUCAAUCCACCCUGAGAACAAUGAGAAAGAUUCACCUUCAAUGGCUUAUGGGGAUUCUUCUGACAAUGGUAGAAGGUUCAAUACUCUUGGUAGUGUUAAUGGCAAAGCUAUUGCACUAGCAAGUGAAAAUGGUAGCAGGCAGAAUUCACAUGCUGCAAAACUAGACUGUUUUGAAGGUAAUGGUAGAAGGUGCAUGGAGGCCAUAGGAGAGAGCUCUGGUUGCCAUGAAUUGGUGAAUGGUGGUGUCAAGUGCUACUCUGAUAUCCGAAGGUCCAAGAGAAAACCUGAAGACUUCUGCAUUUUGCUUGCACAGGAUGCUCAAUCUCGUACAGAAGUUGAAAAUCUAAAAGCUGUUUUGGAGAAUGAAGCUUCUUCAGUUUUGAGAUCUUGUGGCUGGACUGAUGAAGUUUACCGUUUUAUGCAUUUGAGGAGGAGGUUAUGUGCAGGCGAGGCUGGAAUCUCUCAAAGUGGCAGUGAUUUGAAGGAGAAGAUGAUUGCUGAUGCAAGAUCAACUUUCAUUUCACAAAUACCUCAGUCAUUGAAGGAGGAUCUAGUCAAUCACCUCUCAUUUUUCAGUCAAGAAAAAUGAGGACAUCUGGGUCCCUGACCAGCUAAGCUGGUCUGUAAUCAGUCUCAUCUCUCAGAGGAAUUGGCCUGUUGCCAUUGAUCAUUGGUGAAAGGAAGCAUUAUUAUACCUUUAGGUGCCUCAUCAAUGAUGUUGAGAUGAAAGGACUGAAUUCAAAUAUUGCAAAAAGAUUUUCUUCUGAGGCCUUGAAGUUAAUUUUGGCAGUUAACAGAGAAAUCAGGAAUCUCAAAUUCUUCAUUCAUUCUGUAUGAUAUCUUUUGGCAGAGAUAUACCAUUGGUAUACCUACUUUCUGGAUUCAUUACAAUUUUCUGUCGGCAGUAUCUAUUGAUGUAUAAUAUUCCUGAGUUAAACCCUGAUUUUUUUCCCCCAGAAUGGGUGGGUAAUUAAACCCUAAUACAAUUCUAAUCUUCCU
Rubroshorea leprosula is the source of this 2621-nucleotide messenger RNA. Lineage: Eukaryota; Viridiplantae; Streptophyta; Magnoliopsida; Malvales; Dipterocarpaceae. The record is from the annotation of a GenBank genome assembly.